CUCAGCAUCAGUCACUCUCCCACCCACGGCUCAACACUGCGCUCCCCCCUCCAGUGGAACAUGUUGCUGCACAAACCGUUUGUUUGGAUCCUAUCCAUCCUGUGUGGCACUGACGUGUGUUUGGGGUUCGUGUACGACCGGCCCAAACGCUCAGGAGAGGAUGGGACCUCGGCCAGGACAGAGUCUCGCUCUGCCGCUCAGUAUGUACCGACGUCCGGCUCCUGCAGGAACAGGUGUUUCGAGCUGGUUGAGUUGGAUCCACCAAACUGUCGCUGUGACAACCUGUGUAAGACGUACAACAGCUGCUGCUCGGACUUUGACCAGCUCUGCCUCAGGACAGACGGGGGAUAUGAGUGCAGGAAGGAUAGAUGUGGGGAGACUCGAAAUGAACUGCAUGCCUGCCACUGCUCUGAAGACUGUUUGGCCAGAGGAGACUGUUGCACCAACUACAAGACACUGUGUAAAGGAGACAGCUCGUGGCUGCAGGAUGAGUGUGAGGAGAUGAAGAACCCUGAAUGUCCAGCUGGAUUUGUGCGUCCGCCGCUCAUCAUGCUGUCAGUGGAUGGAUUCAGAGCUUCCUACGUGAAAAGAGGAAACACUGUCAUUCCCAAUAUCGACAAACUCAGAACAUGUGGAACCCAUGCUCCGUACAUGAGACCUGUUUAUCCCUCCAAAACCUUUCCAAACCUCUACUCACUGGCUACGGGUCUUUAUCCAGAGUCUCAUGGUAUUGUUGGCAACUCCAUGUACGACCCAGUGUUUGACGCAACGUUCACCCUGAGGAGCCGAGAGAAACUCAAUCAUCGCUGGUGGGGAGGGCAGCCAAUCUGGAUCACUGCACUCAAACAGGGAGUCAAGGCUGCCACCUUCUUCUGGCCUAUUGCCAUCCCAUUAGAGAGGAGGAUACUCACCAUGCUGCAGUGGCUCCACCUCCCUGAAGGAGAGAGGCCCUAUGUGUAUGCCAUGCACUCUGAGCAACCAGACACAUAUGGACACAAAAUGGGGCCCAUGAGUACAGAACUGAACAACCCUCUGAGGGUCAUUGACAGAAUCAUUGGUCAGUUGAUGGAUGGACUGAAGCAGAUGAGACUGCACCGCUGUGUCAACAUCAUCCUGGUGGGGGAUCAUGGUAUGGAAGAGGCCCACUGUGAUCGCACUGAGUUCCUCAGUAACUACAUGACCAACAUUGAUGACAUCAUCCUCAUCCCUGGGUCCCUGGGCAGAAUACGCUCCAGAUACCCCAACAACCCGAAAUAUGACCCCAAGGCUGUUGUUGCAAAUCUAACUUGUAAGAAAGCUGAGCAGCACUUCAAGCCGUACCUGAAGCAGCACCUGCCCAAGCGUUUGCACUACGCCUACAAUCGACGCAUUGAGGAGAUUCAUCUGCUGGUGGAGAGGAAGUGGCACGUCGCCAGGAAGGUUCCGGAGGGAAAGAGACACUGUGGAUUCGCUGGUGACCAUGGAUAUGACAAUAAGAUCAACAGCAUGCAGACUAUUUUCUUGGGGUACGGACCUACGUUUAAAUUCAAGACAAAAGUUCCAGCCUUUGAAAACGUUGAGCUUUAUAACGUCAUGUGUGAUCUUCUGGGUCUGAAACCAGCCCCCAACAAUGGAACCCACGGCAGCCUGAACCACCUGCUGAGGACUCCCCUGUACAGACCCAGCAUGCCAGAGGAGGUUUCCAGACCCACAGCCUCCGGUCUUGUUUCUACGGGAACAGAUGACCUGGGCUGCAGCUGCGAUGACAAGAACAAAGUGGAGGAGCUAAACCAGCGACUGAGGCAAGCUAUUGAUGACAGCAGGAACCUUCCGUACGGUCGACCUGCUGUACUCUUCCGUACCAAAUACUCCAUCCUCCACCACAGUGACUUCAUCAGUGGCUACAGCGAGCCUCUCUCUAUGCCGCUCUGGACAUCAUACACCGUCAGCAGACAGGUAGAGGUGUCUCCUCUGCCUGAAGCUCUUUCAAACUGUGUGAGACCUGAUACCAGAGUCCCUCCAGCCUACAGCCAGUCUUGCACCAACUACAGAGCAGACAAACAGAUCUCAUACGCCUUCUUGUACCCACCACAAUUAUCCUCAACGAUGGAAAAAAAAUAUGAUGCUGUCCUUAUCACCAACACGGUUCCAAUGUAUCCUGCAUUCAAGAGGAUCUGGGGCUACUUCCAGAGAGCACUGGUGAAGAAAUAUGCCACUGAGAGAAACGGAGUGAACGUGCUCAUUGGACCCAUAUUUGACUACAACCACGAUGGUGUCAGGGACUCUGCAGAGAAGAUUAAAGAGUAA
This is a messenger RNA of Paralichthys olivaceus (Japanese flounder), 2286 nucleotides long. NCBI's taxonomy places the organism in Eukaryota, Metazoa, Chordata, Actinopteri, Pleuronectiformes, Paralichthyidae. The record is from RefSeq and is a predicted model, not a curated record.